Messenger RNA from Ordospora pajunii, 1593 nucleotides. RefSeq lists its product as uncharacterized. The transcript has a single exon. The coding region runs from base 1 to 1593 and encodes 530 amino acids. The record is from RefSeq and is a predicted model, not a curated record. NCBI's taxonomy places the organism in Eukaryota, Fungi, Microsporidia, Ordosporidae.
AUGUCUUCGAUGUUGCUUUCUUCAGCAGUAAUACCAUCCAAGACUUCAGCGCUUUCUACAGAUAUCAGGUCGUCAAUGGCAUCUGCAUCGAUUAUGCCGCAUAGUAUUUCUGCAGCUCCUCAAUCAACAAUAUCGUCUCUGAUGAAAAAGAUGCCCGAGAUAGAGAAAGUUAAGGAGCUCAGCCCUUCAGACAUUAAUAAAAUCCUGGAAGACUGCAAUGAUUGCGAAAGAGUCGACCAGGUGCUAGUAUACAGAAACGGAGAUUCUUUCACAGACUACUCUGGGAAUAUAAAGUUCCAAGAGCGAGAUGGCAAGCUUGUCGAUGCAUCAGGAUUGUUUAUUGGGAAAGACUGUGGAUGUCCAAAAGAAGAGAUUCCUGAAAUGGGUAAGCUAUCUGAAACAGGGUUGUAUCAGGACAAGCAGGUCAGCAGCCAGAGCUGCCAGAAACAAGCAAAUGCCAUCGAAAAGAUAUAUUCCUCAGUGGAUAUCAUUCAGAGUCAGAGCAUGGCAAUGUCCGUGCAUUCAGAAUCUACAUAUUCAAGCGUAAUGCCAGCAUCAGGCAUGGCUGGAAGUGCAUUAUCUGCAUCCGUCUCGUCUUCAGUGGAUAUUCCAAGCAGUGUAGCCAGCAAUGCACCAUCUAAUGGUUCUAGUUCAAGCGGUGCAUCUCCCUCAAGUAUCUCACAGGCCACAAAUGCUAUGCAGUCUUCACAAGCUGCAAGUGUAUCCUCUGUAUCUAGCACAGCACAGCCAUCAAGCAAUAUACAAGCAAGCAUGAGUAAUCAACAAUCUGCACAGCCCACUGCAAUCAAUAAUCCAGAAGUCUUAAAUAGUUUACAGGAGCCAGCACCCAGUGUUGCAAUGCUGCCUGAGGUAAUUCAGCAAAGCUCAGUAAUAACCAGUUUGCCACAGCCUAUUAAUGUAAAUGCACAAGCUGGUGGGGAACAGGAUAUAAACAAGAGCUCGCCAGCUCAAAAUGCACCAUGUAGUGUUUCGCCAAGUAUAUCCAUCAAGGCAAUAAGGGUUAGGUACAAUGACGAUUGCAAGAAUGAAUCUGAUGUAGAUGGCUGUAAACAGAUAAUUGAAUCGGAAAAGCCGAAGGAAGUAACAAUAACAGCGCCGCCGGAGACAAUAACAAAAACCGAAAAGAUAGAGCUUCCACCAACAACGAUUAUAAAGGAGCUGACAAUUAUCAAACCGCCGUGUACCAUCGAAAAGGAGGUAAUAAUCACACAGGAGGUUACACAAGAGCCCGAAGUAAUUGUUCAACAGAAGACCAUAGUUGAGCCAACAACAAUUGUCGAAUACAAGACGAUUGAAGUUACAGCCACCGCAACAGAGAUUAUGCACGAGACAACAACCACAACAGUUACGCAAACAAAGGAAGCUAAGGUUUCCAUAUCGACUGUGUAUGUGGAAGCACUAAAGAAGACAAAGAUACCUGAUGAAGGAUAUGUGAAAACAAUUAAUACCACAAUAGUACUUGACGAUCCUUCGGAAGUGCCGGAAGAGAUAGAGUGUGAGGAGGAAUGCGAGUGCCAGGGAGAUAAAUGUAUGAAUCCGUGUGGCAAGAUACGGUGUGUGUCGUCUGAAUAG